AUGAGGACAACCGCGGCUACUCUAGCAACAAGUUGUCGUCUUUUAGCCGUGAAACUGGAAAAUCUUACGAAGACGGAGUCAGAAAAUGGAACAUCCGGCAAAUCUAUCCUUGAUGAUAUGCUCGCGCUUGACUGCCCGAACAACUGUACUGGUCAUGGGGAUUGUGAGAACGGUACCUGUGUUUGUACUGGAGGAUACGAGGGCGUGGAAUGUUCCUUACUAAGAACGUUACCCCCUAUUGUGUCGACGGAAACAAAUCCUGGCCUAUGUGCGACCGACCGUUAUCCCUGUAACACCUUUUACAUCUCCGGGGACAAUUUCGCCCCUACAAGCGUUACUUGUAAAGCUGUUCAUUUCUCUAUAACGGCGGGAGCAGGUUAUACGUUGGAUUCAAACAAUGAGACGUUUCCGGCUGAUGCGCUUGCUGGUGGGAUAGGUUGUGCCUGCACAGUUCCACAGUCCCUAAGGAGAAAGCGCUCUAUUGAUGCAGACACUAUCCUUGCCGAUGGUUUUUUUCUUAGUGUUUCUAAUGACGGAACGACAUUCAGUGAAGACAUUGUUGUAAUUAAGUACGACUCGUCAUGUUACACGUGUAAUUCGACAGCUGUCACGUGCUCACAGCUGAGAUCUUGUCAGACAACAAUAAGCUCUUCUUCGACAACCGAAAUUCCUUUUACAACAACUACAAAUACCGCCCUACCUACGACUACCACGUCAACUUCAUCGUCCAAGCUAUCUAUAAUCACAUCACCAACUACAACUACCACACCAAAUGCACCUACAACGCCGACUGCAACUACAAGACCAACUACAAAGUUAACACAAUCUACAAUUACCACGCCGGCUGCAACUAACAAGCGAACUACAAAUACCAGGCCACUUACAACCACUUCAUUAACUGCAACAACUACGCCAUCUAUAACAACCACCAACUCUUCAACUCACGCUCCAUUUACAACUACUGCCCAACCUAUAUCUACCAAGCUAUCUACAAUUACGACAACUACCAAUAUCACUUCAACCACGCCAUCUACAACGCACCCGAUAACUACCAAGUCACCUUUAACUACCACUUCACCUACAACUACCAAGGCACCUACAACUAACACGCCAACUACAUCUACCACGCCAAUUACAACUACUACACCAAGUACACCUACCACGCCAAUUACAACUACAACUACUACACCAACUACAUCUACCAUACAAACUACAAAUAUCAUGCCAACUACAAUGUCAACUACAACUAACAUGCCAACAAUAGCUUCCAUGUCAACAACAACUACGGCGCCAACUGCAAUUACCAUGCCAACUACUGCUACCAAGCCAAGUACUGCUACCAAGGAAACUACUGCUACCAAGUUAACUACUGCUACCAAGCCAACUACUGCUACCAAGUUAACUACUGCGACCAUGCAAGAUACAACUACGACGCCAGCUACAACUACCAUGUCAACUACUGCUACCAAGUUAACUACUGCGACCAUGCAAGAUACAACUACGACGCCAGUUACAACUACCAUGUCAACUUCUGAUACCAUAUUAACUACUGAUGCCAAGCCAACUACUGCGACCAAGCCAACUACUGCUACCAUGUCAACUACUGCGACCAUGCAAGAUACAACUACGACGCCAGCUACAUCUACCAUGUCAACUACAACUAUCACGCCAAUUACCACUACAACGCCAACUACAAUUAUUAUGCAAACUGCAACUACCAUUCCUACAACAACUGCUACACCAGCUGAAACUUCUACAUCGGCUUCAACCAACAAUUGGUCUAAACCGACAUCUAGGAAAACCCUAUCACCAACAACACAUUUGAAAAUCACAGAAGCGAAUCCAGUUUCAACCACAUCGGUGCCAGAUACUACACCUGGAGGAGAAGUGGCCUGGAAUAAGCUAUCACUGGCUGCAGUAGCUGGUACUGGAGCAUUCGCCUUUGUCAUUAUCCUUGUACUUGGAGUGGUGCUCAUUAAAAUGAGGUCUAAAAGGACCACAACUGAUCGUACGGAUUAUAGAGGUGAAAAUAACGUACCUGACAGCCGCCCUAAUUUUUCUACAAACUUCAGUCACCAAAACUCUUCCCAUCUCUUAUCGCGACAAACACAGGAUGCAGACAUCGGAUUGGGGAAUAUCCACAACUCACAGAAAGGUCCAUUCCGGGGAUACGGGAGAGAGUACGAUGGAUUUAAACCCGCGGAUAUAUCAAAUGUGUAUCCGAGUCUCCAAACUUCCGGUGUGUAUCCACAGCCGUCCGCUCCCCCGCUUAAGGACAUUCACAUGAGAUACCACUGAUAAACAGAAACACCUGUUUCCUUGCUGUCACAGACAUACUACCGACCUGUGGAAACUGAAUAAGAUACCACUGAUGUAUAUAAACAGAAACACUUGUUUCCUUGCUGUCACAGACAUACUACCGACCUGUGGAAACUGAAUAAGAUACCACUGAUGUAUAUAAACAGAACAACUUGUUACCUUGCUGUCACGGACAUACUACCGACCUCAAUCAUCCGUAACCUCAUAAGGAGAGUAACUUCAGAAGUUACCGAUAAUACUUCUAAACUAAAUUAUUCACGUCUGAUAAUAUCGGUGUGUUAAUUGAUUCCUUCCGAACAUUUUGUCAGCUCGGUUACAUUCAAACGAAUGAUACUUUUCUGUCUUUUAUUAAUCAUAUAGUAAUGUAAAUUCUCGAGAAUAAAUUGCUUUUAAUCAAAAAAGCUAAACGGUUAAAUUUGAUUUGAUAAUAGGGCCUUUUCACCGAGUUGUUUUUAUUCAUUUUGAUAUUAUCAAUAAAAGCGAACUGAAACAUAAAUUAUGAAAAUACUAGUACAUUGUAUCUCGUAAAAAUAAGAUUUUCAGAUUUGAUACAUUUUGUGUAUUACAUGUAGGAGGGAAAAUAUCAUUGAUUCACCACAUGGAUUCAUGGAAUAUGACAAUUAUUAUUUCAUUUCAUCUGGAUAAGAAAUUGUAAUAAAUGUAAGAAUGACUAGAGACUUUAUGUACAUUUGGCAAUGAUAUAUUUACAUACAUGUAUUUAGCAAAAUACUGAAGAACACUUUAAUGAUAUA
Messenger RNA from Pecten maximus, 3071 nucleotides. RefSeq names its product mucin-5AC-like. NCBI's taxonomy places the organism in Eukaryota, Metazoa, Mollusca, Bivalvia, Pectinida, Pectinidae. The transcript is spliced from 6 exons. The record is from RefSeq and is a predicted model, not a curated record. The coding region runs from base 1 to 2298 and encodes 765 amino acids.